Pogonomyrmex barbatus (red harvester ant) is the source of this 1776-nucleotide messenger RNA. Its product is annotated as trypsin-1. Gene Ontology annotation, biological process: proteolysis. The record is from RefSeq and is a predicted model, not a curated record. NCBI's taxonomy places the organism in Eukaryota, Metazoa, Arthropoda, Insecta, Hymenoptera, Formicidae. Gene Ontology annotation, molecular function: serine-type endopeptidase activity.
GAACAAAGAAGCGACUGAGCAAAAAUACGCCAUCUUUUGCGAACCGGUAGCAGGUUUAACAGAUUUCUUAUACGCUUAUCGUGUUUGCGAAGAAUUUACAUACCGCUAGCCUAAAUUUUCACUUCUGCUACCGGCUUGUCCACUAUUCCGUAUAAAUAAAGAUGUGGCACCGAAUCGAUGGCUUGUGUGAAAGUAUAUGCUGCCUCAGCAGGAAGAGUGGAUCAGAUCGAUUUAAUACUUCUCGCAGUGCUCAAUAAGAAACAACGUAUAACAGUUCCGCUAGUGUACAUUUUGAAGUGCAGAGAAUAAUGCUGUUUCGAUUUAUAUUGUUAUUAACAUUUGCCGUAGUAGCAUUAACAAUUACCGUUGAUGAUGAGUUGCAGUCAAACUUAACUAUAUACGUGAAAGAACAAAAUUUGAAUAAAACAAGUGGAACUGAAGAUGAUAAAGGAUUCUGGGAAUGGUUGCUCGGUGCGGUGGCACCAAUUCCACCAAUAAAUUUUAUUGAAUCAUCAAAACCAGAAAAAUGUUUAAGUUGCACUUGCGGAUUAACAAACAAACAUAAUCGUAUUGUCGGAGGUGUCGAGACACUUGUCAAUCAGUAUCCUUGGAUGGUUCUAUUGAUGUAUAGGGGACAAUUUUAUUGUGGUGGUACAGUUAUAAAUUCACGAUAUGUACUAACGGCUGCUCAUUGCAUUGACAGAUUCGAUGCAAAUAAAUUGACUGUCCGGAUAUUAGAACACGAUUGGAAUUUAGCUAACGAAACCAAAACGCAAGAUUUCAAUGUUGAAAAAGUAAUCAUGCACAGUGGUUACUCAACUACUAAUUACAACAAUGAUAUUGCACUCAUUAAGUUAAAGAACAUCAUUAAAUUUCAAGGUCCGAUGCGGCCUGUUUGUCUCCCAGAUCAAGUGAAAACUUUCGCUGGCAAAAAAGGUAUAGUAACCGGAUGGGGAGCUGUUAAGGAAGGUGGAGCGAUAUCAUAUACGUUACAAGAAGUUGUUGUUCCUAUUCUUACAAACGCGGAAUGUCGUGCUACAAAGUACCCACCACGCAGAAUAACAGAUAAUAUGAUAUGUGCGGGUUUCCAGGAGGGUGGUAAAGAUUCUUGUCAAGGAGACAGCGGUGGUCCGUUGCACAUAGUAGAAAAUGGUGUUCAUCAGAUAGUUGGAGUAGUCUCCUGGGGAGAAGGAUGUGCACAACCUGGAUAUCCUGGAGUAUAUAGCAGAGUAAACCGAUUUCUUACAUGGAUUGCACACAACACAGAGGAUGGUUGCUAUUGUUGAUAUGUAAUCUCAACAUAGACUGACACAUUUAUUUUAGUUAAUUCACAUUAAUUCGAUAAUAAUGCAAAUUACACAAGCUAUGAAGCGCACAAUGAUACACGGUUAACAAUUUUAUUAGCUUGUACAAUUAAGAAUUCAUUGCAUUGUAAGAUGAUAAUUAUUUAACACAUAAUUAUUUCUCUUUAUUGUAUAUAUAAAUGUAAUGUCAUUUCAUGAUAAUGCAGACAUGAUAUAAUAUGCGAUCCUGUAUUCAUAUAUGUGUUUUAUAAAUACUUAAAAAUUAAGGCACAUGUACAUCGCUCUUCACUUUAGUUUUUAGUCAAUACUCACGAUAUAGAGUGUGUACAUAAAAGAAGAAAGUUACAAGACUUUCUCUGUUUUAUACAAUCAGACAGUUUGGAAUUCCAUUGAAAACUCAUAUACAUUGUAUCUAUAUGUAAUAUUGUUUAUACACACACAAUGAACAGAUGGAAAAUAUAUGCGUAUUUUG